Molecule: messenger RNA, 4474 nt
Organism: Dromiciops gliroides (monito del monte)
Lineage: Eukaryota; Metazoa; Chordata; Mammalia; Microbiotheria; Microbiotheriidae
Gene: UBE2R2
Product: ubiquitin conjugating enzyme E2 R2
Exons: 5
Coding region: 426-1142 (238 amino acids)
Biological process (GO): protein polyubiquitination; ubiquitin-dependent protein catabolic process
Molecular function (GO): ubiquitin conjugating enzyme activity
Source: RefSeq, a predicted model, not a curated record
GCCCUGUCUCCCCCCUCCUCCCCCUUCCUGUGCCUUCCUCUUCCUCUUCCUCCUCUUCCUCCUCCUCCUCCUCCUCCUCGUUCUCCACCUCCUCCCGCAGAGGCCCCCCCCCUGGGGGGGGGAGGCCCCGGAAAGGGAGCGAUUCCUCCCCCACCUCCCCCCCCACACCCCCAGCACAACACUCACUCACACACACACUCACACACACACUCACACACACACUCACCCACACACACACCUGUGAGGAGGCCUCUCCCGUCCCCUCCCCCGCCCCGCCGCAGUCCUGAGGAGCCGCCGCGGCCGGUGGGGAGGAGAGCGAGGCCUGUGUGGGAGCCGGGGCCUCGGGGACUGGAGAGGGGCCCGGCGGCCCGGCCCUAGCCCUCGCCGCCGCCGCCGCCGCCGCCUCCGCCGCCGCCGCCGCUGCCAUGGCCCAGCAGCAGAUGACCAGCUCGCAGAAAGCCCUGAUGCUGGAGCUCAAAUCCCUGCAGGAGGAGCCGGUGGAGGGCUUCCGGAUCACCCUGGUGGACGAGUCCGACCUCUACAACUGGGAGGUGGCCAUCUUCGGGCCCCCCAACACGCUCUACGAGGGCGGCUACUUCAAGGCUCAUAUUAAAUUUCCUAUUGACUAUCCAUAUUCACCACCUACCUUCAGAUUCCUGACCAAAAUGUGGCACCCUAACAUUUAUGAGAAUGGAGAUGUGUGCAUUUCUAUUCUUCAUCCUCCUGUAGAUGACCCACAGAGUGGAGAACUGCCUUCUGAGAGGUGGAACCCUACUCAAAACGUCAGGACUAUCUUGUUGAGUGUAAUCUCACUGCUUAAUGAGCCCAACACUUUCUCUCCAGCCAACGUGGAUGCUUCAGUUAUGUUCAGGAAAUGGAGGGACAGUAAAGGAAAAGAUAAAGAAUAUGCUGAAAUCAUUAGGAAACAAGUUUUGGCUACUAAGGCUGAAGCAGAAAAGGAUGGAGUGAAGGUCCCCACUACACUGGCUGAAUAUUGCAUCAAAACUAAAGUGCCUUCCAAUGACAACAGUUCAGAUUUACUUUAUGACGACUUGUACGACGAUGACAUUGAUGAUGAAGAUGAGGAGGAAGAAGAUGCCGACUGUUAUGAUGAUGAUGAUUCUGGGAAUGAGGAGUCGUGACCUGCUCCCUCUGUGCCCCCUGUACUGCCUAGCCAUCUCAGGCCAAAGGGAGCAGCGGUAACUCAGCAGUCCAGUGGCAAAAACCAUACACAGGGGGUGGGAAAAGCAAAUGUGUCUACUGCUGUCUCCUGUUGUGUGGAUCUCAGUUUGCUCCUUUUUAUGGACCUCUCACUGGAGAGGAAGUAACCCUCCACAGAAUGUCUGAAUUCUUGCAUUCUUUAUCCUUCCAUCACUGUAUUACGAUUCCUUUUUUAAAACAAAACCGAAACUCCCUUCUCACGUCAUCUCUACAAAGUGUUCACAGAGAAACACGUUUGGUCUGUGUUUAGAUUCUUGAAGAAUUAAAUACAGUCUCUCAUCAAGACGUUUAAUGUAUUUAAAGCUGGGAACCCACCAGAAGUUGGGUCUUUGGGAGUUCACAAGUGCUGCAUAUACUGGGUAGCAAAAGAAAAACCGGAAAACAAAACAAAAAAGAACCCCACAAAACCUUUAAAAAAAAAAAGAAGCAAAUUUGCCAAGGUUCUAGCUGCUCCAUUUAUGACAUUAGUGUGUGCACAUUGCAUUUAACCUUGUGGUGGUGAAUUUUGUUUCUCCUUUUUUUAAGGUGUGAGGCAGAUGGUAUAAGCAACUGUGUGCUGAGCGUGAGGAAAUGUGUUACUGAAAGGCACAGUACUACUUUUCAGCCUCUCUGAAACAAUCUUAAUAUUGAGACCUCAGCCUAUACUGGGGUGGAGAGAAAAAUCAGAUUUUUAAAAAAAUUGAUUGGGAUCUAAUGCCUGAAUAAAUAUUCAUACUUUACAUAGAACUGAGCACUUGGUUGCUAUUUAUUUUUGAAGGCAGGGGUUUUUUGGUGGUGAGAAGGAAGGGUUUAAAAAAUCACUAUGCCAUUUGUGAAGAUGCUGCUGGGGGAAGGGGGAGAAGAACUCCUGGUGAUGGCCACCUGGAGGGGAAAUAGCAACAAGUCCUUCCCCACAGGGAACAAUCUUAUGCUACCUGGUGGGUCUGUGUUUGGGUCUUUUAAAGUAGCGGGUGUUAUUCAGCCAGUAUUAGUCCCAGGAGCAUGUCCAGUGUUCUGGUUUUGGUAUUUUCAUUAAGCUACUACACCCUAUAGUGAUAAAUGUGGAUGUGAGUGAGUAGUGACCUGUUACUGCUUUCUUCAAUGAAUGUAACCUGAACUGAUACAUUUUCUUCUUGUUAAAUCUCCUUUGUCAUAGUAAAAAUCCUGCACUGAUGGUGGCCUGGCUGGAUAGCUCCAGAGGCAGAAUUGAACAGCAUGCUCUGAGGGAGAGGGUGAUGACCCUGGGAGGAAAGACCUUACUUAGCUGCAGGCAGUAGAUGAGCCAUGUGGAGUCUGUGUCUAACUUGAAACACCACCUACAGUUGAGAUCACAUCUCUCUUCUUUAGGGAUGCUUGUGAGAAGGUGGGGGAAUUCCCUUGCUAAACUUCGGGAAAUCGCUGCUUUUAUUUUUUCCAGGGCUAACUUGUGUCAACAGGUGGGGUCCUGGCAGCCUUUGACAACUAGGGAUUUCAGAAUUGGAGAGUUUCCAUCGGGGCGAAGGUUCCUAUUUUCCUUCUGUAGCAGGGCAAGGGGAGAGCAGUGAAGAGAGACCCCUAGCACAAUGAAGGCUUCACGCACCAAGUGAAGGGAAUAAAGGGAGCACUGACCACAGUCCUAUCUUGGGUGCAUGCGCUUCAUUAGUUCUUUUACUUGGCACUAUCCUUCCGGAAUGUUCUUCAGUAAGAAAUCCUAGCUGCAUCCCAGGGAUCCUGUAGUGGCUAGGGAUUAAGAGGUAAUAAUGCACUCUUACUUAACUUCCCUUCCUUUCUGAUCUCAGGGUUUUCAUUAGCUCUUGAAUUUCUUGCUUUUUUGCCUAGCCCUGGGCUAUCAUCUUUGGUCCUAAAACCAGCAAGAUGCUGGUUCUUUCUCCUGGGGGAGCGAGUUGGGGACAAGUUCUUUUAAACAGAAAUUGCAAAUUUGCUGGGCCCUGUGCCAGCACUUGCUGCUAGCCACCUCUCAUUAAACAUCCUUCUAAUGCCUGGGCUUUGAACUCCCCUGUCAUUGACUUAAGGAUGACUUCAGGCCCCUUCAUUUCUCUCAGCCUGUCCCUGUGACAUCUUCCAGUGCCCGGCAGCAGAGUCAAAAGUUGCCUGCUCUUGUUAUUUCUAAUAGAUCCCUAGGGGCUUCGUAUCCCUGCUGCUGUGAGAAAUCUCCAAGCCAGUCUUGGCUCCUUUUUAUUUCAGAGUUGCUGCCGAGCCCUGGCUGACACUGUACCCUUCUUCCUAAGAUCUAGCAGCCUCUGUUGCGUGUUGACUCAGGGAGCCAAAGAUGGAAGGGAGAGAAUGUAGGUGGAGCUUCUGGCUUAGCCUUUUGGUGUGUUACUUAUUGAGUGUGUGUUCAAGAAACAUAUCUGGGGUGUAAUAGCUUUUCAAAAACUGUAGGCAUUCAUAAGACAGUCUGAUUCUGAAUCCACUGUAUACAUCCCAGGGACUUCUCUGGGAAUACAUUGAAUUCAUGUAAUCGGCAUUGGUGGCAGGCUAUGCUAUCUCUGGGGAAAUGGCCAAGCGUGGUUCAUGUUUCCUAUUUCCCUUUUGUGGAGGUUAUGGGGAGGUGAUUCAAGGGCCAGAGGUUCAGGCCAGAUCAUUGUGUGACAGUAACUGUGCCAAUGACUUGGUUUGAAAUGAGGAUGCGGCAUCUUUCAGGAUCUGCUUCCCUUUGUACUAUGAGAGACCUUGCUAUAUGAUCUCCAGUGACUUGUCUAUUCAGGCUUGGUGGUAGAAGAUGCAUUAUCAUGAUUCUUUUGGUGGUCCCUCUGCCCCUCUGCUUUAUUUAAAAAAACAAAAACCAUUUCCAGUUCUCCCCUUCCUCCCCCCCCCCCCGCCCCCCACAUUUUGACUAAUCAUUUCCUCUCUGUUACACCCAAGUGUCAUUUACUUGUUUACUUGCUGGUUUCUGUUGUUUUGGAGACACACAAGCAAAGUAAGACUAUAAAAGUAAGAAAUUGAGGGGAAAAAGUUUACUUUAACUAAAACAUUCUUGCUUUUCUUACCCCACCCCCUUCCCAUCCUGAUGAACAAGGUUUACAUUUAUUAUUAAAACAAGAUUCAGAUGCAACUUUCAACUGUUCUGAAACCAGCAGGAUGCACUAGACUUCUUAGUAAUUUUCAUAGCUAAAAUUCUAGAUGUUUUCCUUUUUCUUCAGUAUUAUAAUUUACCAGAAAGGAUUAACUGAUGCAUUUUGUGUUGUCCUCCCCAUUAGUAGUUUAUUUUUGUCUUUUCUGCACAUCUGUCUACUAAUAAAAUGUGAAAUAAAAUAUAAUACCUGCAUUGUUA